Nymphaea colorata (pocket water lily) is the source of this 999-nucleotide messenger RNA. RefSeq names its product glycine-rich cell wall structural protein-like. The record is from RefSeq and is a predicted model, not a curated record. The coding region runs from base 1 to 999 and encodes 332 amino acids. The transcript has a single exon. Lineage: Eukaryota; Viridiplantae; Streptophyta; Magnoliopsida; Nymphaeales; Nymphaeaceae.
AUGGGGAGGUUUCUGAAGGCUGUUGGGCUUCUGGGUCUUGUCUUUUUGGCUGCCAUUGCUGAGGGGAGGCUUCUUGAGAAGGAUAACUUCUUCGGCGGAGGUGGUCUUGGUGGUGGUGGUGGGUUUGGUGGAGGAGCUGGUGCGGGAAUAGGUGGUGGUGGUGGGUUUGGUGGAGGUGCUGGUGGUGGGCUUGGUGGAGGGUCUGGUUUGGGAGGUGGCUUUGGAGGCGGUCAUGGUGGUGGUCUAGGUGGUGGCCUUGGAGGAGGAGCUGGAGGUGGACUCGGCGGUGGGUUCGGAGGAGGCCAUGGUGGUGGGGUAGGAGGUGGGUUCGGAGGUGGUCAUGGUGGUGGGCUAGGAGGUGGGUUCGGAGGUGGCCAUGGUGGUGGGCUAGGUGGUGGGUUCGGAGGUGGUCAUGGUGGUGGUCUAGGAGGUGGGUUCGGAGGUGGUCAUGGUGGUGGCCUCGGUGGUGGGAUUGGGGGUGGUCAUGGUGGCGGUUUGGGUGGUGGCAUUGGUGGUGGUCAUGGUGGCGGCCUAGGUGGUGGCAUUGGUGGUGGUAUAGGAGGUGGUCAUGGUGGUGGUCUGGGCGGUGGGAUCGGCGGUGGUCAUGGUGGUGGUCUUGGUGGUGGCAUUGGAGGUGGUCAUGGCGGUGGGCUAGGUGGUGGAAUUGGAGGUGGUCAUGGGGGUGGUGUAGGUGGUGGCCUUGGAGGGGGAGCUGGAGGUGGUCUAGGAGGUGGCCUUGGAGGCGGAGCUGGAGGUGGCCUUGGAGGUGGUGCUGGUGGCGGUGCUGGGUUUGGAGGAGGAGUGGGAGGUGGUGCAGGUGGAGGGAUAGGAGGAGGAUUUGGAAAGGGUGUUGGAUUUGGAGGAGGAGUUGGUGGUGGCGGUGGCUUCGGAGGCGGAGUUGGUGGCGGCUUUGGAGGAGGAGCUGGUGGUGGCUUCGGAGGUGGAGCUGGUGGUGGUGGCGGUUUUGGAGGAGGAGCCGGUGGUGGCGGCGGUCUCUGA